Nannospalax galili (Upper Galilee mountains blind mole rat) is the source of this 1162-nucleotide messenger RNA. Its product is annotated as estrogen sulfotransferase, testis isoform-like. The coding region runs from base 235 to 1122 and encodes 295 amino acids. Gene Ontology annotation, biological process: sulfation. The transcript has 8 exons. Gene Ontology annotation, cellular component: cytoplasm. Gene Ontology annotation, molecular function: sulfotransferase activity. Lineage: Eukaryota; Metazoa; Chordata; Mammalia; Rodentia; Spalacidae. The record is from RefSeq and is a predicted model, not a curated record.
ACAUACAAAAUAAUCUCUGCUUCCUCCCUGACUGUAAGAAAAAAAGCUCACAAGAAGCAUUCCAACAGUACAAGCAAUUCUCUCUCUCUCUCUCUCUCUCUCUCUCUCUCUCUCUCUCUCCCUCCCCCUCCUUUUUAUUCCUACAGCUUAAAAUCUGUGCUGCUAUUUGAAGAGAGCUAAACGAGACCAUUUCACUUCUUUGACGGGAUCAUCUAGACAGUGUACUACUUCAGGAUGGGGACUUCUGAACCUGAGUAUUAUGAGACCUUUGGAGACUUCCAUGGAGUUCUAAUGGAUCGACAGUUCACUAAAGAUUGGGAUGAUGUUGAAGCAUUCUCUGCAAGGCCAGAUGAUCUUCUCAUUGUUACUUAUCCAAAAUCUGGCACAACAUGGGCUAGUGAAAUUGUGUAUAUGAUUUAUAAAGAGGGUGAUGUGGCAAAAUGCAAAGAAGAUGCAAUUUUUAAUCGAAUACCUUACCUGGAAUGCAAAACUCAUCAUAUGAUGAAUGGUGUAAGGCAAUUAAAAGAAAUGGAAUCUCCCAGAAUAGUGAAAACUCAUCUACCAAGUAAGCUGCUUCCAGCAUCUUUUUGGGAAAAGAAUUGCAAGAUGAUCUAUCUUUGUCGCAAUGCCAAGGAUGUAGCGGUUUCCUAUUAUUACUUUUUUCUAAUGAUACCCUCUUACCCAAAGCCUGGAUCCUUUUCAGAAUUUGUGGAAAAGUUUAUGCAAGGACAAGUUCCCUAUGGCUCCUGGUAUGAUCAUGUGAAAUCUUGGUGGGAAAAGAGUAAGAAUCCACGUGUGCUGUUUAUUUUCUAUGAAGACAUGAUAGAGGAUAUCAGAAAAGAAGUGAUAAAAUUGAUAGAGUUUCUGGAAAGGAAACCAUCAGAGGAGCUUGUGAACAAGAUUAUACAACAUACUUCAUUCCAGGAGAUGAAGAACAAUCCAUCUACCAAUUACACAACAUUGCCAGAGGAAAUCAUGAGCCAUAAAGUAUCAUCUUUCAUGAGAAAAGGAAUUACAGGAGACUGGAAGAAUCACUUCACAGUAGCCCUGAAUGAGAAAUUUGACAUGCACUAUGAGCAGCAAAUGAAGGACUCUACCCUGAAGUUUAGAACUGAGAUCUAAAAAGUUUCCUUUUCUUUGCUUAAAUUUCCUUUUAAUUUUU